Molecule: messenger RNA, 5963 nt
Organism: Bombus huntii
Lineage: Eukaryota; Metazoa; Arthropoda; Insecta; Hymenoptera; Apidae
Product: elongation of very long chain fatty acids protein-like
Exons: 5
Coding region: 705-1544 (279 amino acids)
Biological process (GO): fatty acid elongation, polyunsaturated fatty acid; fatty acid elongation, saturated fatty acid; very long-chain fatty acid biosynthetic process
Cellular component (GO): endoplasmic reticulum membrane
Molecular function (GO): fatty acid elongase activity
Source: RefSeq, a predicted model, not a curated record
GCCUUAAAUUCGAGUUUCUUUGAAAUACCCAUAGAAUCAGGGAAUAUUAAAUUAAACCUUUCUACGAUCUGAUAUCUUUUCGUAGGGACAUGGAAUAGAAAAUUAAGCGCCUUCAGCUUGAAGGUCGUACACCCUCGAAGAAAGGGGACAAAAAAUUGUCUCGAAACGGCGUUAUGUGUUUUCAGGGGCUGGCUAUUUGGUUUCGACUCCAGCGUUUAAUUAAAAUACAAUGACUAUACGAUUCGAUAAUGUUUUUGACGGGGGAAAUUGCUUUCAUCAGUCUACUUGUAUUUUGCGCGGGGUUUAGUCGGAUUGGAAGACUCUGGGUAGUGACUUAAACAAUUAAUCGAAAGCCAUUGUUAGUAACUUUUUACCUUCGAAAAAUUCAAUACGUUACACCUUUUAACAUUUUUGUGUGUGUGUGUGUGUGUGUUUUCUUCCUUUCGUUUAUUUUUAUUUCUUGUUCCUUUCGUUUCACUGCGUUGCCAAUGAUUCACAAAACUCGAUAGCAGGCAUAGGAAAACUGGAUGAUUUAAAAGCUAACAAACGUUUAGGAAGUAUCUGCUCAGAAAGAGGAAUUAGGUUUGAUUUUUUUAUCAAGGUUAGUUGAACCAACUUUAUCAUUUCGGGAUUUCACUUCGAUCUUAUGAAGUUUUUGUGAGAGACGUUAGUUGGAAUCCCAUCUAUUAUUUAGUGAUAGCAAUAUGGCGACGUUGAUACGACGAAUCUAUCAAGGGUACCGCUACAUUAACGAGGAACUAACAGAUCCUCGCACGCAAGACUAUUUCCUCAUCGGAUCACCAUGGGGAUGCUUUAGUAUAGUAGCGUUUUAUCUAUACUUCGUGCACGUCCUGGGACCCAACAUUAUGGCAAAGAGAAAACCGUUUAAUCUGAAUAGAAUCCUACAGAUAUAUAACCUAAUACAGAUAGUAUCGUGCGCAUAUAUAUUUUAUAAGGCAUUGGAACUAGCUUGGUUGUUCCAUUAUAACUUCUACUGUGAACCAGUAGAUUAUUCGGAUGAUCCUCGCGCGGUCGAGAUAACUAAGAUCGUUUGGGCGUACUUUCUAAUGAAGCUCCUCGACUUACUGGACACGGCCUUCUUUAUUCUUCGAAAAAAGCAACAGCAAGUGUCGUUUCUUCAUGUUUAUCAUCACACGGGCAUGGCUCUUGGUAGCUGGGCAGCUACCAAGUUUUUGCCCGGCGGUCACAUUACCUUUUUAGGUACUUUAAAUUCUUUCGUUCAUAUGGUGAUGUACACUCACUAUCUGGCUACAUCGUUGCGAAUAAGCAAACCCUGGUGGAAGAAAUAUGUGACACAACUGCAGCUCACUCAAUUCUGUUUGAUAACGAUCCACUUUGUAAUGUUAGCCUGGGUGGAAGAUUGUGGUUUCCCGAAGUGGACGGCGGCGGUGAUGAUUCCUCAGAAUCUCUUCAUGUUGAUGAUGUUCGGCGACUUUUACUACAAGUCAUACAUCAAAAUGCGGAAGAUCCGCGAAAACGGCAUCUCGUCGGACGUUUCGAACGGAAAGUUAAAGAGUCAAUAGCUACGUCCUGUGCGCCCGGAACGGUUUAACGUUACUUCGUGUUUCCGACGCGCGAGACGACCCAUCAAGUACUGGCGCGAGGAAUACUUCUUUCUUUAUGAGACAAUAGCAAUUUAGCGCUUCAUACUUUAGACUUUAGACACUUAUUAACACCUAAUAUCUCAUGCGUGUCGACGAAAUCCGAACAACGAAAGGACAGACAUAAAUGACAAUUUAAAAGUUCAAUUUGAAUUGAUCUGUCAAAGGUAAGGUUUACCUUAUUAUAAGAAGAUUUGAUGAAAGUCAUUCGAGUUCUAAAGCAUGUUUUCAUAUGCACGCAAAUGCAGAAUCUUUUCGUUGUAUGGUUCACGGAACGCUUAUUCUCGGUCUCAUCUUUGUAUUUAAGUCACUCAUCAUCUUCUUUACUUACUUCGUUAAUUAUUCGCAAAAGAGAGCAUUUAGCUCCAAUGACCUUGACCUUGAGAUCUGUUGUGGAGGAGACGCUACCUGAGUAACAUGCACUUUGUCCGAGGCGUAGAACGCUUAUGGUUCGAGCAAAGUUUGAUUAAGUUAGACUUUUUUUGGAGGGCUUUGACCGGCAGCUACCCAUAAAAUCUAAUCUAACCAUACCUUACUAGGAUUAAUUACUAGAAUACUUCAUUAGGAUAGCAAAUACUAUGCAAAUGAAUAUGAAAUUUAAUUUGUAACUGGUUAUAUUGGAGUAUAUAUAAUCUAACAAGUACCAUUUUCUUUUUGUCAUAGUUUUCGACUCACUAUCGUCCUUAAACUCGGGCAAAGUGCACGUUACUUACAGCCAUCCACUCUACAACAUAUCCGAAAUUGAAAUUCAAGAAAAACGAAAAAAAAAAGAUGAAAAAAUUAAAUUCGACAAGAUUGGAGUUGAGGUCCCUUUUGUGCAUAAUUGCCCUUACUUCUACCAAUCCAUGACGAUUGCAGCGCAAGUUUUAGCAAAUAUAUGCGUAAUUCAUAUUACUAUCAUCUUUCCUGUUGGACAGUACAACAGAGAUAAGUCAUCGAUGAUAUGACGUUUACGCUGGAAGCAAAUUAUUUGUCACACAGAAACAAUAAAAUAAUAAGUCUGUUCCAUGACGAUCGCGUAACGCGCGUGUUAUAAAUAAUCAAUUACUUUACUUCUAUUUUACUUCGAAUCGAUCAAUAUUGCCUUGUAAAUAAAUAAUCGAAGCUUGUACAAAAAAAAAAGGAGGAAGAGAAGAUAACGCAACGUAAAAGUGUUCAACAGUUUUCGAGGAUGCACAAACACACUCAAGGACAUUUGAGGUUGCACAAGGUCGCACAAGGUCUCCUGCGCAAUGGUCUGAUUUUGAACAUAAUACGUACAUGUAUACAUAAUAUAAACACAAUAAGUGUUUGAAGUGAAAAUAAUACAUUACGUCAAAUGAUUUUGCAAAUUUAUUUCAGUAACCAUCUGUAUCAUUUGAUUAGAGUUCUACAUUAUUCGACUUCCAUGUCACUCGAGUACUACAUUUGUUUCUAAAUCACAAUACCAUCUAUCUUAAAUAAUUAUAAUUGACUAAAGUUCGGGGUAUUUGGAACAACUCGAUUCGAUCGUCCUUAAUUGCUGCCUUUCGCGAGCAUAACGUAACAUUUGAGAAUCACGUGCCAUAGAGUAAAUCGCGUUAUGUCUACUCAUAAAUAACUUCAUUCGAAUCACGAAUCGAUAAUCAAUCAUGCAACAUUCUGUUCUUUUAAAAGUAACGAUCGAAAUUUCCCCCUGGCCAUUUUCUAACAGGACGUGAUCACGCGUUUUUCUCUAAUCUAUGUAACAUCUUAACCUAUUUAACGAAAUAUAGAAACCAACAAAAAAAUGAGUGCGAAGCUGAGUUAGGAUCCAGUCGAAAAAGUCAACCUACUUUUGUGACACGUGAAUGGAUGGUCCAGGCGAAAGGUAAAACAAGUCGAGAAAACGGUCAGAAAAAAAGGACUCGAGAAGCUGGUUGGCAAGCGGGUGCCGUUAUAUCCUUCGGUCCAAAUGACCAGUAAUUUCAUUUUCGCUCCUUCAAUCUCGAUGCAUUAUGUUUCUUUGGUUGCAUAAUGAUUAAUGAUGAAUAACAAUUUUCCAUUCUUCAAUCGUCUCCAUUUUAUACAGUUAUCUUCGUUAUUACUCUUGUAUGUACCUAUAGAAAGAUUGUAAAAAUUCCUAGAGUCUACGAACUUCUCUUCUUCAGGCAGCAGCAGCAGGCAGGUCUGAUUUACAAUAUUGUGGAUAACUGUUACAUUAGAAAGUGAUGUGACUUCAUUAUAUGUAUCGUUAAAACUUGAAUUCUAAUUCUAAUUAUUAUUUUAUUUAGUAUUCUAUUGGGUUAUUCUAUAAGCAGGUAAUAUAUAUAAUAUAUAACAUAAUUAUAUAAUUGGUAAAUAAAAAUGCAUGCACUUUCUACUAAAUAUCUGCAGGAAUAUUAAGACUUAUAGCCGGUACUAUGAGUGUUUUUCAAUGAUCAACGAAACACCGUACGUUUCUGGGACGCGAGGAGCGCGUUAAAGGGAAAAUAGGACAAUGACACGGUAAAAGUGACAAAUAUGAAAUACAUACGUUCUGAACGCUUUAAAGCGUACUCUGAUGUUUUAAUACGUGAUUUAAUUACUAAUUAUUAAUUUUAAUGUCAUUUUUAAUUAUCAUACGUUAUGAUAUAUCUAUAUUGUAAUGUAUAUUAAAAUGUGCUAUAAUAUAUUAGAUACAAUUCAAUUGUAUUUAAUAUUAUUAAUUUAAUUAUUAAUUUUAUCUUGUAACGUUUAUUUAGUAUAACUGUGUUAUAAAAUCGAUCUAUAUAUCGUAUCAAUGAUUUCAACGAAAACUUCAGUGCAUGCAAAUCGAAUUGCCAUUGAACUCAAUUUUUUCGCGCGUGUCUCAAUCAAGUUAUUGAUAUUGUUGCGAAGAAUUCCGGUCAGGAACAUACUUUUGCAAAACCUCUGUUCGUUUAACCCCGUUUCGCGAACUUCUUCUAUAUUUCGAAUUGUCCCGUCGGUUUACUUCGUUGUACCUGUGCUAAAAAUGUCCUUCCGAGACGCUUAUAAUGGUUUUGUUUGUGAAGUAACUGCAAGUGUAUUCGCGGCAUUGGUCGGAUCGUCAUUGCUCCCAUCCAAAGAAACGUUUUGGAUCACAAUUUACGAGACAUCAACGCGUACCUGAGGUUAACUAUUAAAGGAUCCAUUUACGACCACGUGAUUUCUAAUAGUAAAACCUACUGAAGGCGUGUACACCGUUACCGUUUGUUCUACUUGCAAUUUUACUACCUCCACGAAGAAGGGGAAUUCUAAAAAUGGAUUUCAAACAUAUUUCGCAGAGAAUUAAGAAAAAGUUAUGCUAAUCGUUUCUUUCAUAGGCAAAUAUUGAUUAACAAAGUGACUAUGGUGGUUAAAGUACGAAAAAGUGGCGAUAAUAACUAGCUUAACGAAAGAUACACAGCUCGAUCGUUUGUAAUCAAAUUACUAAACUUCACUGUUUGAUCGACGAUACGAAACGUCGGGUUUCGAUGCAAAUAUUUAACUGUCGCUUGCCCCUCCGCUGUGCGUCACCUAAUUGCAUCAAGUCUAUAAAGAGUUUAACAGGGCAAAUAUGUUCUCACACUCCAAGUUAUUUUCUUCGUGACGUCUCUUUAUUCCGGUCAAACAAGUCGUUCAUCAAUUUUGCAAAUAGUCGUGCCGCAAACGAAUGUGUAAUUCUUAUUAUUUUUUACUCGUAUAUAAUAUUACGAGCCUGUCUCGUUGUUUGUACUAUUUACGAAUUCUGCACGUGUACGAUGGUUUGUUACUAUCAUACAGGGUAUCCCGCGAUACUUCACAUCCUAUAAGCAAAUUUAUGAGAAAAAUGUUAUGUAGGCCCAGGCUUUGAAACAUUUUAUUAAAAAGCUAUAACGGAAUAUGAAAUAAUAACGAAUUGGUGUUUCGUCUACACACCAUAGGAAUACAUUGUUGACAUCUAUUCGAUAUAUGUUUACAGAGACUGUAAUGAUAUGUUUACUUGCUGACGUCGUUGAUUUAGUCAAUCAGUCUGACAAUGACUAAAUGAUCAUUACUCUCAACAUUAGAUAGGUCGAGGAUGAUCAAUUCUUUGUAGCCCAAAAUCACCAGAUAUCACGCCAAUAGAUAUUUGCUUGUGCGAAACUGCGAAAGAAAAAGUUUAUCAAGCACAAAUUAAUUAGUAGAAAGGAUUCGUGAUUAAUUUGCCGUAAUUAGGGAAAAUUAAUAAGAAAUUAGUAAUGAAAUAAAUUCUAUUUCUCGCAGAUGCCAGUUUUCCAUUCAUUAUAGCGUGCAACAUUUUGAAAUGAAAUUAUAACGAAAAUCUAUCUAACGAUAAUCUAUCCUUAUGUGAUAUCGAACGAGAAGGCAGUUCGUUGUCAUUUCUUAUUUUUGUUAUAGUAUUUUAAUAAAGCAUUUAAGAAUCUAAGUUUAUAUGUAUAA